CUGUAUAAGACAUUUUUGCCGCAAAAUAAUAAAUCAAAAUAUAAUUUCCAAAGUUUUUAUUGUGUCAAUAAAAUACCCAUAAGUUUCGCGAAUAAUAUAAUAUUUGUGUAGAAAUAUGAAUACAUUAUUGAAAUCACUAUUCAUAUUGUGUUUAACACUUUCGUACGCUUAUUGCCAGGAGACGGAGGAUGCGGAUGACUCGGCCGUCGAUGUGGUGCCAGCAAUAAAUGUACCCGGCACAGAUAUAUCCCUAAACCCUCGCAACUACACCAGCAUAUUCCGGGACAUGAGGGACAUGGCGGUGGACGGGUGGAACCGGAUGCGAAAGCACGUACAGGACAGGUGGCAGCGGUCCAUUGAGCGCCUACAGCGAAAGUCCGUGGAGUCCAUGGAAAGGCUACAGAGAUACGUGUCGGAGCGCAUGGAAAAGGCUACCGACGACUCCACCAAACAGUACCUCCAGUCCCUCAAUAAUAAUAUACAACAGAUUACCGACGCGCUCAGGAACCUCAUGACUAACGUCCAGCAACAGCCCGGUGCCGGUGGGGAGGGCCUGUCACCUGCCUAUAAGCUAGACGCACGUAACCUUGAUACGCUAACCGUCGGGAACGCCUACUGGAAAGGCAUUACAUUAUAUUCACCCAGGGCUUACAGCCAACAAAAUGAUGAGUCGGAAGGGGAUGGGAAGGAGUUGGGGGACAGUAAGCCGUCGUUGAAAUGCGAGAACGAAAACCCUAUGAAACCUAAACCCAAAAGUAAGCCGAAGAGGAAUAAUAAGAUGAAAGAAGAGCCCAAAGAUGAGGACCCGGAUAAUGAGGACAAGAAACCAGAGUCUGGUGGCGACGAGGAUGAGGACGAGAAACCAGAUUCCGGUGAUAACCAGAAGCCCAAGAAAAACGCGAAGAAACCUAAAGAACCCAAAGAUGACGACAAAGACCCGGAAGAAGACGACGAAGAAUCUGAUGAUAAGAAACCCGCGAAACAGAAGCCGAAGAAUAAUAAAAAGGAUAAUAAGAAACCGAAAAAAGAUGACAAAAAUGGCGGCGACGACGACGAGGAGGAGGACUGGCCGUCGGGUGAAGAACCAGAGGAACCGGAGUUAGAGACACCCGAAAAGGAGAGACCGGACCCGCGAAAGGAUAGUAAGAAUAAACCGAAACCCAAACCAAAAUCGGGUAAAAAACCGGAGAAAGAACCCGAAAAAGACGAACCAAAACCCGACGAAAAACCGGACGAACCGGAAGAGGAGCCUAAAGACGACGACCAGAAACCCAAACCUAAACCCAAACCUAAAUCUAAACCCAAACCAAAAGCAGAUGAAAAGGAACCGGAAGAUAAAGACGAACCCAAACCCGAAGAUUCUGAUGAUAAGGACGAGGAGCCAAAGGACGACCAGAAACCCAAACCUAAACCCAAACCAAAAUCGGGUAAAAAUGAGCCGAAAGAGAGUCCUGAAGAGGGAGACGAUCCGAUACCCGACGAAAAACCGGACGAACCGGAAGAGGAGCCCAAAGACGACGACCAGAAGCCUAAACCCAAACCCAAACCAAAGUCGGAUCAAAAGCAGCCGAAAGAGAACAACCCCGAAAACCCGGACGACUCGGAUGAGCCAAAAGAGCCCCAGAAUGAGCCCAAACCGGACGACCCGAAAGAUGAUGAACAACAGCCGCCUAAACAGAAACCGAAACUAAACCCCAGAAGUCAGUCAAAACCCAAACCCAAACCGACGCCUCCCGAAGAGAGCUGGCCGGAGGACGAGGAACCGGAGGAUCAGUCGCCCCCAAAACAGCCCAAACCUAAUGCUAAUAAACCACAGAAACCCCCGAAGGGUGAGGACGACGAUCAGCCCCCAGAAGAUACCGGCGCUGAUGACGAGGAACCGCCUAAACAGCCGCCGAAGCCUAAGAAAAAUAAGCCUAAAAAUAGGCCGAAACCCCAGGAGUCGGACGACAAUCCCGACGAGCCUGAGAACCAGUCGCCCCCUCCCGGUGCUGAUGAUGACGAACAACAGCCUAAACCCAAACGACCCACUAAUGGGCCCAAAAAUCACCCGAAAAACAAACGCCAACCCAAAGAGCCGGAACCCGAUGAGGAGAAUCCGGAUGAUGACAAUCAGGCGCCGGGCGCUGAGGGAAAGCCUAAAAAUAAGCCCAAAAAGCCGUCGAAACCCCAGAAACAACAGCCGCCGGAGGACGAGGACGAGGAGCAGCCUAACAGCGAUGAUGAGGAACAACAGCCUAAACCUAAACCCAAACCCAAACCCAAGUCCAAUAAAAAGCCCAAAAAACCGGAAGACCCGGAGAAUCAGGAACAGCCCGAUAGUGAUGAGCAACAGCCCAAACCUGACGGACAGGGAGGUCCCGGCGAUGAUGAGGAGCAGCAGCCGCCCAAACAGCCUAAACAGAAACCAAAGGGUCGCCCAAAACAGCCCAAACCCAAAAAGCCUGAGAACGAGGAGCCGGCGCAGCCCGAGGGCGACGACGAGGAACCGGAGGCACAGCCGCCUAAACCCAAGUCCCGUAAAAAUAAGCCUAAAAAGCCUGAAGACGAGGAACAGCCGGCGCCCGACGAGGGUAUGGAACGAGAGGACGAACCCAUGGAAAAGCCCGCCCCUGACGAGGACGAGUCGGAGCGCCCGGACGGUCAACCCCAGGACCCCAACAAACCUAAAGUUACAAAAAUACCGGUAUAUCCGCCGAACUGCAUACCAAUCCCACCGCCCGGUUCGUCUCUAUCACCCCAAAGCCCGUUCAGACCCCCCGUGACCACCACUACCACCCGUAUCUACCCGUCCAUAUUCAGCAUACCGCGACCGUCGAGUACCUACCCGUUCAGGCGGGUGUAUGAGGUGCCGGUGAUAAGGCCGGGACAAGUGGACCCGUUGGCCCCCUGGACCCGCCCCCAGAGGCUCCGGCAGCUCAUGCAGGAUAUGAUACAAAUGGAGCUGGCUAAGUUUGGCAAAAUGUUCACCAAACUAAAGGACUCCUCGGAGGAUGAUAGGGAGAGGACGGCCAUGGAUCAGGUGAUGGCCGGGUGUCAGCACUUUCAGACAGUGCUCAGGAAUAACCAGUUGUUUGACUUUAAAGAGUUAAUGAAAGAUCAGUUUAAACCUAAUGAGACUCCCGGUGCUGAUGGCGGUGAGGGUGAGGCACCGGCAGGUGGUGGUGAACAGCCGACUAAUGCGGAGGGUCCGGAAAGUGGGCCAAACACGGGUCCGAUAUUCAGUAUUUCCCGUCUGAUUAGACUUAAC
Molecule: messenger RNA, 3250 nt
Organism: Oppiella nova
Lineage: Eukaryota; Metazoa; Arthropoda; Arachnida; Sarcoptiformes; Oppiidae
Source: the annotation of a GenBank genome assembly